Vitrella brassicaformis is the source of this 2105-nucleotide messenger RNA. NCBI's taxonomy places the organism in Eukaryota, Vitrellaceae. The record is from the annotation of a GenBank genome assembly.
CUGAUCUCUGAGGGAAAAAGGAAAAGAGAGCAUACAGCGCCCUGCCUCCCUCCCCCAUGACCCACUCAGCAGACCCCGCUGUUGAUUCGAGGCCGAGAACAGCCCCAGCCACCCUCCAUCACCACUACGACGCAGCAGCUGCCAUCAAGGACAACUGCUACUGCAUUGGCGACUCCACAGACUGGCAGAGCGCCAACAUCGUCGAGCUGCUCGACCUCAAGCCCGGCCACCGAGUCGUCGACAUGGGAGCGGGUGAGGGAGGAAAGGAAAAAUGGAUGGAACCACCAGGAUCUCUUCUCAAGCAUUCCUGCUGCCUCUUUCUCUGUCUGCAGGUGAUGGGGCCUUCGCAUCUGUCAUCCACAGGCGGGCCUCACUGCGGCGGCGCACUGUUUGUGUGGACCCUUCCGCCAACAUGACAGCCAAGGCGCAGCAGCGGCCAAGCGUCGAGGCCGUCAACGAAGACUGCAUCACCUUCACCACGCGGCCAGAGGAGAGCUACGACAGGAUCUUCUUCAAGGAGGUGGUGCACCACCUGCCCAUAGCGGACCUCCCAUCCAUCUUCCGCAACGUCCACAAGCAGCUGACGCCCGGCGGUGUGGUGCUCAUCGCCACGCGACCGAAGUCGGCAGACCAUGUGCCCAUAUUUCCACGCGCGCGGGAGGUGUGGAGUGCCAAUCAGCCUGCUGAGGAGGUGUUCCUGGGUGCUCUGCGGGAUGGCGGCUUUGACGACGUGACUGUGGAGAAGCGGGGGUUUGCCAUGCGUGUGCCUAGGGAUGAGUGGCUGGCGCUGUGUCGGUCUCGGUUCUGGUCGUGCUUCGCGCCACUGACCGACGAUGAGAUGGAGAAGGUGAGCAGACGACAGGAGCGGACAGGCGAGAGAGAAGGAACUUGGGAAGUGAAUGUAUCUUUGUUUGUGUUUUCAGGGUAUGGCUGACUUGGAGAGGUCCCUGGCUGGUGUGGAUGUGGUCGAGUGGACCGACACAUACAUCUACAUCAAGGCGAGCAAGUAGCAGACAGGCCAUGAGUUGACACCAUUUAGUGCCGUGUGUAUGCUGCUGCUUCAAAGAAACAGGAAUGCAACUCACUGUAUGUAUCCUUUACAUCCGUGUGCACAAACAGGAAAGGCUCAAGAUAGGAUUCGGCUUCCAGGCCGCAGUAGAUCAGUGCUGUCAAAAUCCGCAGUGCAGAUGAUAGAUCUCCGCCUUGGGUGGCAGUCUGCAAACGUAGCCGCCUAUAUCCGCCGCCAUAUAAGGAUCAGAAAGCUUCCAGCCUCCGUGCAAGCUUUCGAUGGAUCGCCAGGAACAAAAAAGAGCGUGUUUCAUCACAUUUUGGCCAGAAGGGCACUCCUGUAGCGUUGUAGGACCGCCACACAUCGGAAGAUUAGCGAAAAGUUGGGAGAGGUGUGUGGUGAGAUGACUGAGGCGUCGUCGCUGGUGAAGGUGGUCGUGGGAUCAGGCGAUGCGCAGCAAACCUUCUACGAGCACAAGGUGAGGUCCAGCAGAAAUGGGUGGCUGACAGCGGAGGGUGAAUGGUGUCGCCCACAUGCUUUUGUGUGUGACUGCACUGCAGGGGUGAGGUACUCGCGUUACUUCGCUGCCGCUCUCGAUGGUGAUGGGUUCGCCGAGAACGCCGCCCAGUCUGUCGAGGUGCCCUCCAUCCAUCCCGAGACCUUCAAGCACAUGAGCUGGCUGCUCCGCUCGGCAGAUGUGAGCGACCCGCAGGUAGAACUACAGCUCCAUGUGGACCGAUAAGUGAUUUGCUUGCUCUGUUCUUGCAUUUCAGGUCCUCAAGGCACAGAUGGCCGGCAUGAAGUGUCAGAAUAGGGGGGAGAGAGUCGGGGAGAAUGGUGAAGAGAGGAUCUGCCGGGCGGUCAGUCCCCGGAUAAAGGAUGAAGUCAAUGCAACGUAAGGUCUGUGGAUUUUGUGGAGAGUCCACGUAGGACAUGUAGUAUGCGUCAGUCCAUUCUGUCUGACGUCCUGUCCGCCAUGGCCUGUCUCAUGGAACGGACAAAGACUCAACAGCCGUCCUGUCUCACAGAUCAGUGGAUCGUCGGUCUAUGAACCCUAGACCCUAAACCCUGGACCGACUUGCACUUCUGACACCCC